Messenger RNA from Vicia villosa (hairy vetch), 2332 nucleotides. Its product is annotated as probable pectate lyase 12. Lineage: Eukaryota; Viridiplantae; Streptophyta; Magnoliopsida; Fabales; Fabaceae. Gene Ontology annotation, molecular function: pectate lyase activity. The record is from RefSeq and is a predicted model, not a curated record. The coding region runs from base 757 to 2196 and encodes 479 amino acids. The transcript is spliced from 5 exons.
UUGAGAAAGAGAGAAAGUUGUUCCAAGAGAGAAGGAAGUGAUUAGAGAAAAUGGGACAUUGUUUAAACUAAAGGACAAUACAGGUGGCGACAGGAGAUUUGAGGGAAAUGUUGAAAUAUUUGAUUGAUUAUGAAAGACAAUAUUGACCUUUUUGCUUUGUAAAUUUUGAAAAGAAAAAUGAUAUAUUAGGUAAAAUGGUGACAUCUUAUAUUAAUAGCUAGAUAGUUGAUUUUAAAUGUAUGGCAUUCAAAUCAUUUUAAAUUGUGGCAUUUUAAAAAUUUUGUUUUAAAUAGGUUGGAUUCGUCCGAUUGACAACAGUACUUACUAUAUGCUAAUUUUGUUAAACUUUUGAUAUAUAAUGAAAUCUCUAGAAGUAGUGGAAUUCAUUUUGACCGUACAUACUAAUUUUUUUUAUGUAAAAAUACUACUACACUACUAGUAUAAGAUACUCUAAAGUAAAGAGCUUAAUUAAAAAAGUGAUUAUCCUAUGCUUCCGUUCCACACUACACCCCUUCAAUUACUAACUCCUCUAAUUACGGACUUUCAUUAUAUAAUAAAAUAAUCAGAUCCUAAACCAAAACGGACCAAUAACAAUAACCAUGGUUGAAGUACUACUACUACUUACCCACUCCCAUCAACUAAUGAAGAGUGAGUGAGUGAGUGAGUGACAGUACUACUCGUAGCAGCAGUAGCUACCACUAACCCUUUUCUCACCACUCACCAGACUCAAAAAACUCAACUUUCCCUCCAUCAACAAUGACCCAAACAACCUGCAUUUUCCUAAUCUCACUCAUAGCUUCCUUUUUCACCCAUGGAACUUCCAUGCUCAACCUCACUCUCCCUGCUCAACAUCCUGACCCUGAAUCUGUUGCCAUAGAAGUUCACAGGAAAGUGAAUGAAUCAAUGGGAAGAAGAGAAAUGCUAUCGCUAUCAACCAAAGAUUUUUCCUCAUCCUGCCAAACAGGCAACCCGAUAGACGAUUGUUGGAAAUGCGACCCAGAUUGGUCCAACAAUCGUCAAAGGUUAGCAGAUUGUGGCAUUGGGUUUGGCCAGAAUGCCAAAGGAGGAAAAGGUGGUAAAUUCUACAUUGUAACAGACUCAUCCGACAAUGAUCCUGUGAACCCAAAACCUGGUACACUAAGAUAUGCUGUCAUACAGAAUGAACCGUUGUGGAUUGUUUUUCCAAGUAACAUGAUGAUUGAGUUGUGUCAAGAGCUUAUUUUUAACAGCUUUAAGACUAUUGAUGGACGUGGUGCUGAUGUUCAUAUUGUGGGUGGUGGGUGCAUUACUCUUCAGUAUAUUAGUAAUGUUAUUAUACAUAACAUUCAUGUUCAUCAUUGUCAUCCUUCAGGUAACACUAACGUGAGAUCAAGUCCAGAACACUACGGAUACAGAACAAUAUCAGACGGAGACGGAAUCUCCAUAUUCGGAUCAAGCAACAUAUGGAUAGACCAUUGCACACUCUCCCGUUGCAAAGACGGUUUAAUCGAUGCCGUAAUGGGUUCAACUGCAAUAACUAUCUCCAACAACCAUUUCUCACACCACAAUGAGGUUAUGUUACUAGGUCACAGUGAUCAUUACAAACCAGACUCAGCAAUGCAAGUAACUAUAGCAUUCAACCAUUUUGGAGAACAGUUAGUUCAACGAAUGCCACGUUGCAGACUCGGAUACAUCCACGUCGUAAAUAACGAUUUUACGAGGUGGGAGAUGUAUGCUAUUGGCGGAAGUGGUGGGCCCACUAUUUAUAGUCAAGGUAACAGGUAUACGGCUCCUGAGGAUGUUGAUGCGAAACAAGUGACGAAGAGGUUGGAUUCGGGUGAAGGGGAAUGGACGACAUGGAAUUGGAAAUCGGAGGGUGAUUUUAUGGUGAACGGUGCAUUUUUUGUCGAUUCAGGUAGUGAGAGUGAAGGGAAUUUUCAGAAGGCUUAUAGUGUCGAUCCUAAAACGGUUGAUCGGAUUUCUGCUCUUACUAUGUCUGCCGGUGUUCUUGGUGUUGCUAGGGACAACAAUCUGGGAAUGUGGACAAGAGCACCGAACGGUGGUGGUGAUUAUAGUAUUUCAUAUUCCGGAGAACAAGAGUACACUGAUGACAUGUCCCACAGUACGAUGAUGUUGACCCAUUUCUUUACUUUGACUCUUGUAUCUCUUUUUGUUGCACUUUUGUGUUUGUUGUCUUAUGCACCCAUUCUAUCCUAACUAUAGGUCUUUAACAGUAAAAGAAGAAUUAAGCAUCUUCUUUUUAAUUGGUGUUAGAUGUUUAGUGACUCUUGUUGAAAUUGAAAUGAAGAGAUAUUGCUCCUUAAAAUCAGGGCAACGUUUAAGACUUUUCUUC